GCGGGGAGGGGGAGGAUGGCGGUUGCGGGCCGGGCUGCUCUCACCCGUUUCGUGUUAAAAGCCGCAGGGAGCGGCCGAAGCUGUAGUUCGAGAGUAAGGUUUUCUGACUGCGCUGGGUUCAAGUUAAACGCACAGGUUUUGGAGAGUGCUUUAAAUUUAGGAAGAGGACUCACUCUGACGUUAUUGACCUUCCUGGGUUAUAAGACUUACAGAAACAUUCCAGGAUCAUUAUUAGUUUAUGCUAAUCAAACAGUGGAAGAAAUUAUAGACCAGGCUGACUACCUUUAUGGCACUGGAGAGGUGACUAAGCUUUAUCACCUUCUUAUUGAACACAAGAACAGUACAAAUGGCGAGCUUCUGUGGCGCCUGGCUCGAGCAUCACGUGACUUGGCUCAAUUAAAAAGCACUACUCUGGAAAAGAAGCGGCAACUAACUUACGAAGCCUUGGAGUUUGCUGAAAAGGCACUGGAAGAAAACGAAUUGAGCUUUGCAGCUCAUAAGUGGUAUGCGAUAUGUAUCAGUGAUGUUGGAGACUAUGAGGGCAUCAAGGCAAAAAUUGCAAAUGCUUAUGUCAUUAAAGAACAUUUUCAGAAAGCCAUUGAACUUAAUCCCAAAGAUGCAACAUCAAUUCAUUUAAUGGGACUAUGGUGUUUCACAUUCUCUGAAAUGCCCUGGAUCCAACAAAAAAUAGCUGCUGCAUUCUUUGCCACCCCACCAAGCUCCAGUUAUGAAGAGGCUCUCCAGUAUUUUGACAAAGCAGAAGAAGGUGCUCCAGAGAUGAGUGUAGGGCCAGGGAGAUGGCAUCUGCCGUGGACCUGUUUCAGCGCUGAACCAAAUUUCUACAGUAAGAACUUACUAAUGUUGGGGAAAACUUACAUGAAAUUAAAAAAUGAGAAGCUGGCUUUGUUAUGGCUGACCAAAGCAAGGGAUUACCCUGCACGAAAUGAAGAAGACAAGCAGGUUCAAAAGGAAGCCACUGAAUUAUUGAAAUUAUUAAUAGGGUCAAGGACCUAGCUCUCAAGCCAGUCUUGUACAGCCCUCACUCAGUCACUGUGUGAUACGAUUAAUUUAAGUUAAUUGAUUUCUCAAACAUCAAUGAAAAGGAAUUUUAUUAGUUUAAUCACAAGAAUUUACACAAUUGUACAGCACUGAUACAGCAUUAACCAAAUAAAUAUGUAUAUUUGUGUAUCUUAAGUAGUGCUGCAAAUUUGUGAAUAUUGGUGCAGUAAAUAACUCAGCUAGCCAAAAAAAGAGUAAAGUAGAAUGGUCUGUGUUUAACUUCAACUGCAGAAUGUUACCAGUGCAUUUGAUAACCUAACAUUACCCCUUAAAAAUAUCAUAUUAUCUACUUCUUAUAGUGCAGGGAAGCUCUUUCAAUAGUAAGGCUUCCAAGAAAAGUUCAACAGAAUCCCAAAAUGACAAGAUGAAUCACCAGCAGGUUUACUAAGUGUUAAUCCAUCCUAUAUUUAUCAGUAGUUUUUAAAUUAUUCAGAACAUCGUGUGGUCUACAGCCACUUGGGUAACAGGAUAGCAAGCCUUCCAUUUACAACUAAAACAUAAAAGAUUAAAAAAAGAGAUCAAAAUAAAAUCGGGUGCCUAUUUUAUUAAGCUUUGUUUGCACAUAAUUACAAAUAAAAGUUUGACAUUUUUCAA
Molecule: messenger RNA, 1653 nt
Organism: Pristis pectinata (smalltooth sawfish)
Lineage: Eukaryota; Metazoa; Chordata; Chondrichthyes; Rhinopristiformes; Pristidae
Gene: rmdn1
Product: regulator of microtubule dynamics 1
Exons: 11
Coding region: 16-1014 (332 amino acids)
Cellular component (GO): spindle microtubule; mitotic spindle pole; cytoplasm
Molecular function (GO): microtubule binding
Source: RefSeq, a predicted model, not a curated record